Pocillopora damicornis (cauliflower coral) is the source of this 3827-nucleotide messenger RNA. Its product is annotated as exocyst complex component 1. Lineage: Eukaryota; Metazoa; Cnidaria; Anthozoa; Scleractinia; Pocilloporidae. Gene Ontology annotation, biological process: Golgi to plasma membrane transport; exocytosis. Gene Ontology annotation, molecular function: phosphatidylinositol-4,5-bisphosphate binding. The record is from RefSeq and is a predicted model, not a curated record. Gene Ontology annotation, cellular component: exocyst; plasma membrane.
GUAAACAUGGCGGCCUUAAAGCACAACUUACAGAAGGAGUUGUUCAACCCAACUGAGGAGCGACUCUAUGCGGUUGUAAGCGUAACUAAAGCGGGGAAAAAGAAGAAAGCAAGUUUCCUCUGUUUAGCUGUGACAACAGUGAGACCUGAAACUGUGUCGCUUUACCAAGUGAAAAAGACAGAGAAAGAUACAUACAAGAAGAGAAUGCACUGGAGACUGAGAGACUUAAAACUGGUUGAUGGCAGAGAUGAAACUAAUGAAACCCCUGAAUUUCACCUUCUAUUUGAGAAGACCUACAAGUGGGUAGCAAGCAGUAUUCAAGACAAAACCAAUUUUAUAACAGCGAUAAUGAAGGUGGCCGACAGAUAUGGGAAUCAGAGGAAACCAAGCUUUACCAAUGUCAGUGCUAUUGAAGGCUCUAUCCAUGGGGCUGAGAGUAGCAGAGUUCAACAGCACACAGAAGAGGGAGCUGAAGGUGAAGAUUACCAAGAACUGACACAGCGAGAGGAGAGUGACUUGGAGUACAUGAUAUCACAUACUGAGAGUGCCAUCAGCAACAUUGAAGCGUUCACGGAAAAACUCUCCAAGGAAUUGUCUGUUUUGGAUGGGGCCAAUAUUCAUUCCAUCAUGGAUGCUGAGCCUCAAGUGGAAUCACUGAUGCAGUUGUUGAAUGAUGCGUUAAAGGAGCUCGAAAACCUAGAUAAACGACUUAUUGGAUAUGAUUCGCGUCUUAAGGAAGUGCGAGCUCAGAUGGAGCAAAUGGAGGAUAAGGAUAAACACAUGGUUACAGAGAGCAGGAAUCGUAAAAAGCUUUUGGAGGAGGUGGAAUCAGUAGUGAAUUCACUGGAUGUCCCUGAGUGUAACAUCGUAGCUUUACAAGAAGCUGACCUUUCCAAAGGGCUGGGACUGAAAGAGUGCACUCACGCCGCGUUUUCCGUGCUUCAUGCUCUGCAAGCAGAUCUCAGUCCAGGUUUAACUAAGAUGAGAGCUGUCAAGGAACAGAGAGAAAAGUUUUUGCAGCUGAGCAGCGAUUUUGCUCAACGUCUGAAGUUUCACCUCAUGGAAAUCUUCACGCGCCACAGCUUAGACGUAGAGACUCUGGUUCAACACUCUAGUGAGCUGUGUAUCCCUAAACAUCUGGCUUGUCAUAAUGACCUCGCGCCAUUCUCUGAUCUAAUGAAGUGGCUGAAAGAAGUUGAUCAGACUGUGUUUCUCGAGCUCUGUCAGGCGUAUACACAAUCUCUGAGCAGAGUCUACGAGAGGGAACUGAGAGACUUCUUUGAGGCUGUGAAACAAAAGACUAUGACAAAAGGCGUCCGAACUUACGCUGCCUUUAAGAUGACAGGGACUUCGACGGGUGCGAAUGACCCGAAAAUGAGCCCCCGUCCAACUCCUCGCGUGAUCAAGACGGGCUCUUUCAGGAAAACUGAAAAAGCAACCGACAGGAAGGACACUGACUCCAUUGGUUCGAUGGGCUCAGAUACGAGGUCAAGAUCAGGCUCCAUGAGCUCGGUGGAUUCCUCUGAUCAGUUGCUGGAGGGCAGAGGAAAGUUUGAAAGGGUAUUUGAUGUUCUGUUAUUGGAGCUGGAACCAGUAUGCACAGCCGAACAGGAAUUUGUACAAAAGUUCUUCGAUUUUUCUUUGGAGGAGUCAGAGCCUUCAGAGACACCAAGCACCUUAAAUAUUGACUCUUCUGAUGGUGCGAUGUUUAGCAAGGCACCGUCAAUUAAAUCCAUAGACACUACGGAUGUAAAAGAGCGAACACCGCUGAACGAGGAAGUCAGAAAAAGAAAACAGCGGAUCAAUAAAAACCGAGAAGAUAUGAAGAAAAUCAUGCAAGGAUUGUUCAACGUCUUGGAAGCCGAGUUACAAAGUUACAUCCACUUUGCAGAUAGACUUGAUCCUUUUAACACCAUGUAUAUGUUGGUCAAGAUUGGUCAUUUUGUGAUCACCACCCAAUUGUCUGGCUCACCUGUGUCCUACCUCAGCCAGCAGCUUGGAAACUGCCUCAUCUCUGUGAAGAGGCUCUUUGACAAGUUCAUAUCGAAUCUAAAGAAACAAAUUGAGGAAAUGAAAAUUCAGAAGACGAAGAAGUGUGGAAUCUUGCCAUUUGUGACCAAGUUUGAGGAAUUUGCAAGCAUUUCAGAGAACGUGUUCAAGAACUCUGAUCGCCGCAAUGACCUUGACAAAGCUUAUCACAGUCUUAUUCGAGUUGUGUUCAUUAACGUGGAGCGAAUGGCUGAGGAACAUCAGAAGACACCACGAGCGGUGGUCAUGAUGGAAAACUAUCAUCGUUUGUUCAGGUUUCUAACGCGUCUCAAGAUAGUGUGCCUGGAAAACGAGAAAAGAGAGGCCAAAAGGAAAUACAACGACACCCUGAAAUUGUACGUGAAGGAGAUGCUUGGAAGACCCAUGGAAAAAAUUAACAUCUUUUUCGAGGGUGUACAAGAAUGUAUUGCAGCCGGGGUGAAGGAAGACGAAGUCGGAUAUCAGUUGGCAUUCAGUAAACAAGAACUAAGAAAAAACAUCAAGGAGUACCCUGCCAAGGACAUAAAAAAAGGACUCGAACUGUUGUACAAGAAAGUCGAGAAACAUCUGUGCGAAGAAGAGAACUUACUUCAGGUUGUGUGGCACACCAUGCAAGAUGAAUUCAUCCAACAAUAUAAGCAUUUUGAGGAUCUCAUCCAGCGCUGUUACCCUGAAUCUAUGAUCAAUCUGGAAGUUACCAUCGAUGAUAUCCUGUCGUUUUUCUCAAACAUUGCCCAGUCACACUGAACUUGGAAGGCUUAAUACAAAGAAAGAACACGACACAAGAUGUGUAGAUGGUUUCGUUGACCGCUAAAAUUCUACCUUUGACCAUCAGUUUGUUGCCCCAUUUCAGACCAUGUGAUGCUUUCUACAUCAACAUAGUUGGUCAUUUUUAUGUUGAAAUGUUAAUUCCUUGUUUAUUUUAACGGGAUUACCAAUCGUUCAUGGAAGAUUUUUCUUGUUACGGGUUUUAUGCUUCAGAGUUAAUAUACAUGUCCAAUGGCCCGGAAUGUGACGCAUUCUUACGCAUCACAUAUUGCAGUUAUAAAUGUAGCUAAGAGCUUGAGACUUCAGCGCACUAUUUGUUACUGCCCUGAUUGAGGGUAAACACUAACGGGUUAUUCUGUGGAGUAGAAUCAUAUUGUUUGAAAUAGGGCAGCAACCAACAAAGCUUCAUUACUGUAUGUCGAUAGGCAAUGAAAUCGCUAAACGACUUUUCUAGUCAGAAACAAGAGCUCUUCAGAUCCUCUGCGUAGCUCUUGUUUCUUACAUUAAUUUUUUUUAGCUUGCUGUUAAAAAUAUGAUGGACAAGAGAUGGUUUGACUUGCCAAACAUAAAAAGCUCGCAUCGACCACUAGUGCGCAAUCCCUCUUGCAAAAGGAAAUUGAAAUUAAACGUUAAUUCAUGAAUUGUAAAAAGUUAAAUAUUUGACAGAAUGACAACGAUGUGAAUCGCGAAAGUAUUAAUUAAAAGAGCCAUUUGUGCAAACAUAUGAACACUCGAUUAUGAAUCAAAUUCAGUGUUUUUUUUUUGUGUUCGUUUUUCUAUAGUUAUUUUUAUAAAGGCAUUUCAAGCAUCUUGUUUGUCGACGUGUAAUUCCCAAUGCCUAAUUUAUUAUAUUUACAAAGAAUUUAACAAUUUGUUGUCGGAAGUUUCACUCUGUUUUAAAUCUAUAACAGAGGCACUGCCGAGGACUGGCAGUGUAUCAAGGAGAGACGAAGACAAUCAGGUACAUAUUCAUUUGUUGUUGUUGAGAGUAAAUCAAUUUUGAAUUAAAAUUAUCUUACAGAAAACCUUGA